CACAUGUACUCCUAAUUAGCUUGCCCGAUAACGUAGCCGAAAUCAUUAAAAAUUUGUUUGACAGUGCAGCAAAAAUUAAUUUAGAUUUUAUCUGAGAAUUUGCGUGCGUCACAACUUGAAGGUUGCAAGUGCCUGCGCGUGCGCUUGUUGCAAAAUCGAUUCUAAGUGGUGGCGAUGAGGUUGAGAUUGUUGCAAAUUUGAUGAGCACAUUAUUCUGUACCGAAUAUGUGAGUCGAGUGAAACCCACGCUUGGGCUAGGGGCAUCUUUAGAGCAGUCUGAUUCAGGCGGCAAUCCGGGGCGGGUGUCCAAAAAUUUUCAAAGAUGGCCGCUGCGAAUUCCGAAUUUGAACUUUUGAAUUUCGAACGGAAGCGAGGGCGGAAACGGCGGAAACUCUGGGCGGCGGGGGGUGUCGGGUGAAAUGCAGUUAAAAGAAAGUGUUAUCUAACAAAAAAAAUAAAAUCGCGGUUGCAAAUUGGGAUAAGCUGAGGGCGUCAGCUGAAUUCCCUGAUGCAUCAACACUUAUUGACGAAAACAUAAAUUGCGUUGUCCUCAAGCAUUUGGAAUAAUGUAUAAACUUUCCAUAAAGGCAAUCCAAAACCAUUGCGAUUAGGCUGAAGAUAAUAAAAUCGUGCAAUGGGACUACAGUGUAUUCAAAUAUUGUCAACAAGUUUGGAAGGUGACGCAUGGCCGAGUGAUUAUGGCAUACGCGGCUAAAGUGGCGGCUUUAGUCUGUUUAUGUCCAUGAUUACUAUUUGUUUGACUUGAAUGUGAGACGUUGGCCAAUAUUUGGUACCCUGGCGGACCAUUACGGUUAACAUCUUCUUAUAAAUCUAAGUGCUUACCAGACAAAAGAUGAACUAAUAGAAUAAUCUAGAUAUUUUGUUUAACAAAAGGCUCCGUUUUCAUUGCAGAUACGAGGCGCCACAGCCAUUUCAAAGGCUUCAAGACAAUCAACUUUAAAUUCUCAGAGAAGGUCUUACAGAACGAGGUGGGGGAGGCGGUCUUGAGUGUCCACGUACAGGAGUUGGACUCCUACCGGAAUGUGACAAACCUAGAAGACUUCUACACGGUGAACCUUCAAGUGAGCCGGGUGACGAGGAACAGUCAGGGGAACAAGGCGUCAGUGCCUUACACGGAGAACACAGUGAAGAUGACGAAGGAAGAGUUGAGGAAAGGGAAGUGGCUGAAGAUAAAUGUAACAAAUAUGGUGGCUGAGUUCUUCAGGCUGCCGAGGGAGUAUUUAUCAGUGAUCGUGAGAGUACAAGACUCAAAAGGCAGGAUGAACUUGGUCGUGCCGCAUCCGAGCUCAGAAACAAACAAUGCUUUGAUGCCCUACAUAGAAGUAUUUCUGCGGGACAACUCGCACAAGCGGACACGGCGGACUCUCGGCAUGGACUGCACCGAGAACUCCAAGGAGGCCAGGUGCUGUCGAUACCCUCUCGUGGUCAACUUCGAGGAGUUCGGCUGGGACUGGAUCAUCGCCCCCAAGCAGUAUGACGCUAACUACUGCAGUGGGGAGUGCCCCUACAGUUUCCUGCAGAAGUAUCCUCAUACGCAUUUAGUCCACCUCGCGUCCCCGCAGGGAAGUGGCGGCCCCUGCUGUGCUCCCAGAAAGAUGAGCAGUAUCUCUAUGUUGUAUUUCGACAAUGAGUUGAAUAUCAUCUACGGCACGAUCCCGGGCAUGGUGGUCGAGAGUUGCGGGUGCUCAUAGCACCCGUGUCGGUCCCGGUUGGUCCCAAUCUUCACUUUUGAUAAAAUUGUUUCUUUAUUCAAAAUUUUCUUUCUCAAGUGUUUUUAGACGACAUUUUGUUUUUCUUGUUCAAAUUAUUGUGAAAUCUUGGGACCAGAGGUGUUGUCUUUGUGAUAUCUUCGGUGUAAGACUGCAAAACUCUUGUGUGUUUGUGUGUGUGUGACAAUUGUAAAUUUAUUCUACUUUUGUACAUCUAGUUUCAAGUGCCUGAACAUUACCUGCAACCUCUAUACAUAAGAUUACUAAAAUAUAUUGACUUAAGGUUCAUCCACAUUUCAUAAGGAUCAUUUCAAUUUGUCUUAAUUAUUACAUAGUGACCUACAUAAUAUUAUAUAUGUUUCUAUAAUUUAGUACAAAUAAAUCCAUAACAUUGAUUUUUUAUAACCAUGUGACAUUUUAGAGUUCAGCGAUAAUGCAUUAUCUAUAUAAAAUGUAUACUGCAAUGACAAAAAUGACUUUGGUUAUAAAGUUUCAUUCGAGUGGACAUUAAAUAAAUAUAAUCAGAAAUAUUAUACUUCUAAUUAUCCAUCAUCUUCUAGAUUUAUAUUGUAUUUUUUUUCAGUAAAUGUCAGGUUCUAAAACUUUUGUUUUUACAACAACAUCCCAUUAAGGUUUUUUUUAAUGUGGCAGGUGCUUAACAAAGUGAAGCGACAUUUUUUGUAUUUAUGGAAUUAUAAAGUAUGGAUGUAAUUGAACCUAUCUUUAUUAUAAUUUUACUCUUAUUCCGAUGUAUUACUUCAGCGUUUAAAAUAUUUUAGUUACGUUUUUAUUGUAAUAAAUUUAGCGAAAUUUUAAUUUUCAAAAACAAGAUCUCAUUUUAGGCAAUCAUAUUCUUGUAUGUAUAAGUUUGCCUAUAGAUCUCUAAACUUUUUGGGUUCCAAACUGUAUGGAACACAAUUUUUUGGAUGGAAAUGCAAAAAUAUUAUUAUUACUUACAACAUUUUAGAAUUUAGAUUGAAUGUUUUAUAGUCAGCUGUCGUAAUUUGAUGAUAUUCAUAGAAAAUUUAAUCAACAAUCUCAUUUAAUAUUAGAUAUUAUGGAAUAAAACUCUCAAAGCAUA
Molecule: messenger RNA, 2811 nt
Organism: Plutella xylostella (diamondback moth)
Lineage: Eukaryota; Metazoa; Arthropoda; Insecta; Lepidoptera; Plutellidae
Source: RefSeq, a predicted model, not a curated record